CUCCGGCAGGCGGCGGGGAGGCAGGUUUUCUUUGGUUGCAGUGUUGUGUGUGGGUUCUCCGUGGCGGACGGGGUUACGAGUGGGGCCCGCUCUUAGCGCUGGUACCAGGAGCUCUGUGGAGAACGUGGGCCAGCUCCGAAGCUGCGCCAUGGUGAGCGAGGGGCCGCUGUCCCCAGAGGGGGAGGGGCGGCGGUUGAGCCGCGAGAGCCGUUGUGACGGGCGCUCUUCGGGACUGGGGCGGGGCCGACAGCCUGCAAAGCAACCUAGGCCCUGGGCCGGCGGCCUCUGGGCAGCUCCGCCUCUCGGCCGCUUCUGCGCAGAGCCAGGAGUAGCGCCAGGCUCCGCCCCGCGCUGGGGACGCUGGCGUUGGUGACGUCGCAGCCGUGCGAGCGCUCAGAGCCUAUGUUCUUUUUGUCCGGAGGGCCAGUUGCUAAGUGAAGGUAGUCUACAGUUUCUUCGAGUUAUAGAAGUUCUGACGUUUACGUUUCCUGUCUAUAUUUAGGAUCCGCUUUAAGUUAGUUUUGCGAAAAGUUGUGAAGUCCGCCCAAUAUUUUGUUUAUAUAUGCGUGUUUGUUUUACUGGUUUGUUAAAUCACUGACUGUCUUUUGGGUUUGCUUCUGGCUUUUUUUUUUAAGUUGUCAUUUCUUAUUUUUGAAAUAUUGUACUACUUUGAUUAUUGCAGUUUCAUUGGAAGUCUUAAAGUCAGGAGUUUUUGGCCUUUGAGGAUGUGGCUGUGGAGUUCAGCCAGGAAGAAUGGGUUUUGCUAGAUCCUUCUCAGAAGAAACUAUACAGAGAUGUGAUGCUGGAAACCUGCAAUAACCUUACUUCCAUAGGCAUCAAAUGGGAAGACAAGAACAUUGAAGAACAGUACAAACAUUCUUGGAGAUACGUAAGAAGUUGCAUGAUAGAUGCAAUUUAUGAGCACAAAGAAGGUGGUCAGUUUCAAGAAACCUUUACCUGGAUACCAGAUUUCCAUAGGAGUACUAACAUUUCUACUGGAGUAAAACCAUUUGAAUGUGGUGUGUGUGGAAAACUUUUCAUGUGUCAUUCAUUCUUUAAUGAGCACAUCAUGUCUCACUUAGGGGAUAAAACAUCUGAAAACAAAUAUGGUUCAUGUGGAAUACAGCAACAAAGUCAGAGUGUUGAAAAAUCCUAUAAGCAGUGUGGAAUGGCCUUUGUUUGCCACUGUUCGCUUUCUGUAGAUGGAAGAACCAACAGUAAAGAUAAAUGUUAUAAAUGUAAACAAUCCAGUAAAGCUCUAAGUUCUUCCAGUUCCUUCCAGAGUCAUAAAACAGUUUAUGCUGGAGGAAGAACCUAUGAAUGUGAACAAUGUGGAAAAUCCUUUAGACAUGAGAGUUCAUUUCUAUUACACCAAUUAACUCACAUUGGAGGGAAAUCCUAUGAAUGUAAACAAUGCGGGAAGGCCUUCAGAUGUCACAAUUAUCUUCAGUUACAUGAAAACUUUCAUAUUGAAGAAAACCCCUACGAAUGUAAACAAUGUGGAAAAACCCUUUGUUCUCCCAGUUCCCUUCGAGUUCAUGAAAGGAUUCACAAUGGAGAAAAACUUUAUGCAUGUAAACAGUGUGAUAAAGCUUUCAAAUGUCAAAGUUACCUUCGAAUACAUGAAAGAAUUCACACUGGAGAAAAGUGCUAUGAUUGCAAACAGUGUGGUAAAGCUUUCAGAAGUCAGUGUUCCCUUCAAAGACAUAAAAUAGCUCAUCCUAGGAAAAAACCUUAUGCAUGUAAACAAUGUGGUAAGUCCUUCACUUAUCCAUAUUUACUUCAAACACAUGAGAGAUUUCACACCAGAGAAAAAACAUAUAAAUGUAGACUGUGUAGUAAAGCCUUUCUUUGUUCCCCCUUUCUUCAGAGACACAAAAGAACUCAUACUUGGGGAAAACCCUAUAAAUGUAAACAGUGUGGUAGAGCCUUCAGAAGCCACAGUUCCCUUCGAUUGCAUGCAAGAGCUCAUACUGUAGAAGAAUCUUACACAUGUAAGAUAUGUAGUAAAGCCUUUCUGUGUCCUCCUUUCCUUCAAAGACAUGAAAAAACUCAUUCUGGGGAAAAGACCUUUGAAUGUAAGCAAUGUAGUAAAAUCUUCAGAGAUUGGAGUACCUUCCAAGUGCAUGAAAGAUCUCAUACUGUAGAAAAGCCCUGUAAAUGUAAACUGUGUAGUAAAGGCUUUUUUUAUUCCUCUUCCCUGGAAAGACAUAAAAAGAUUCACACUAGAAAAAAAUGCUAUCCACGUAAAUAUGCAUGUGAACAAUGUAGUCAGUCCUUUAUUUUUCCCUGUUUACUUGAGAAGCAUUUAAAAGUUCACACUGAUGAAAAACCCUAUGAAUGUAAACAGUGUGGUAAAACAUUUAGGAGUCUCACUUAUGCUCGCAUACAUAAAAGAUCUCACACUGAAGAAAGACGGUAUCUAUGUAAACAGUAUGGCAAAAGUCUCAGUUGUCCUAGUACUCUUCAGUUACAUGAACUUACUCAUACUGGAGAAAAACUCUAUGCAUGUCAACAAUUUGAUAAAACUGUCAGAAGAUUCAGUUAUUUUCAAGUACAUGAAAGGGCUCAUACUGAAGAAAAAGCUUACAUACGUAAGCAAUGUGAUGAAAUUCUCAGUUCAAAUUCCCUUCAGCUACAUGAAAGAAUCCAUACUGGAGAGAGACUACAUGAAUGUAAACAAUGUGGUAAAGCCUUCACAGUCCUCAGCAAUCUUCAAGUACAUGAACUGUCUCACACUCAUGAAAAAUCCUAUGGAUGCAAGCAACAUGGUAAAGUUUUCAGUCUUAGUAAUCUUAUACAGGAAAGAAAGAAAGCUGAAGCAAAUCUCUGUGAAUGUAAACAGUGUGGUAAGUCUUUUGUUUCUCGAUAUUUACUUCAAAUGCAUGAAAGGUCUCAUUCUGCAGAGAGACGCUACGAAUGUAAGGUUUGUGGUAAAAGCUUCAUUUAUCCCUCAUUUCUUCAAAGACAUGAAAGAACACAUACUGGAGAGAAACCUUAUGAAUGCAAACAAUGUGGUAAGGCCUUCAGAGUUCAGAGCUCCCUUCGGUUACAUGAAAGAACUCAUUCUGAGGAAAAACCUUAUGAAUGUAAAGACUGUGGUAAAGCCUUCUGGCGGCUCCCUUCUCUACAAGUGCAUGAAAGAAUCCAUACAGGAGAAAAACCCUUUGAGUGUAAACAAUGUGAUAAAACCUUCAGGUGUCACAGUUCCCUUCAAAGACAUGAAAGAACCCAUAGUCAAGAAAAACCAUAUGAAUGUACACAGUGUGGUAAGGGCUUUAGAUGUCACCGGUCCCUUCAAAGACAUGGAAAAACUCAUGCUGGAGAAAGAGCCCAGGAAUCUGGACAGUGAGCAAAAAUGUUUAGACUUUCCAAUUUCUUUCUAGUGUUUGAAAGUAACUCUUGGGAAGAAAUUCUGGUGGUAUAAAACAAGUAGUGGUGUUUUUAAUUAUAGACUUACUGAAGAAAGACCUGUUGGAAAUAAUCAGUCAAUUAAGAUGUUCAGUUCCAAGCCUGACAUAAUGGUGAAUGCCUUUAAUCCUAGCACUGGGGAGGCAAAGGUAGGCAGAUUUCUUGUUCAGGGCCAGCCUACUAGCAGGGUGAGGUACAGGGCAACCAGGGCUACACAGAGAAACCCUGUCUCAAAAAACAAAAGAUGUUCAGUUCCAUUUGAAGACUUGAACAUCUCUGGUGGAAUACCUUUGGAAUGAAUUUAAUGUGAGGAUACCUAAUUUUUCAUAUAUCCUCUUGAAUACACACAUGAUAAUUCAAAUAGAGGUAGCUCUUAUAAGAAUAAAUGUUGGAUUGGAAAGAGUUUAGAAAGUAAAGUUUGUAAAACUUCACUAAAAGUCAUGAAGAAGAUUAUUGGAAGUAAACCAUAUGUAUUUUGAAAUCCUUGUGCAAACUAAUAUAUAAUGCUCAGAUUUUUAUAACAUGAGUGUAUUCUUAUAAGGAUAGGAAUAUGUUGUGUUUGGUUUGCAAUUACUGGUGAUCAUAGAGGGGCUAGUGGUACAGCCCUGUAGUGCUAGUUAUUCAGGUGGCUGGUGGAGGAGAAUUGCAAACUCAGGACCUGCCCAAGCAAUGUCAGCCCCAUUUUGCAAUCAAAAGCUGAAAAGUAUGGGGUAUGUUGCUAAGUAGGUAGAAUACUUAGCUGGCAAGCAUGAGGCUAUAAAUUCAAUACCCAGUACUCUUCCUAAAAGAAUAAGAAUCCCAAGAGAAUGAGUUGCCAUUUCUUUUAGAGAGGUGUACAUUAAAAUGAAAAUUGUUAAGUAUUCAAUAGAGAUAGUUUCUAAUAAUGUUGUUGGACAAUUAUAUAACUGAAGAUGUUACUUUUCCUGGUGCUGUGAUAAAAUGUUCCAACAAAAGCAAGUUAGGAAGGAUUUCUUUUGGCUCAGAGAUUGAGCUGUGUCACAUGGCACAGAAGUUAGAGCCAUGUGACACAGCUUGCCAUACUGCAUCUAUAGUCAAGCAGCAGCAUGAUCUAUAGGCCAUGAUCACCUAGCUUUCUCUCUGUUGUACAGUCUGGAACUCAACCCCAGGGAAUAAUACCACCUCCUUCAUGGUGGGGCUUCCUGUCUCAGUUUAAAUCCUACAGGCAAACCCUGAGGCUCAUCUCCCAGGGGAUUCUACAUCUUCUAAAGAUGAUACCAGCUAUCACAAAUAUAUACUACUCCAAACAUGGGCAAUAUGUUUUACUGCUUAUUUUAGACAAGGGUAACUAGUUGUUUAGGAAACUGAAAAUAUUUGGUGUAAAGAUAUGGAAAUGGUAUAAAGAUAAGUGCUACACUUAUUUUUAAGGCCCCAUAUUUUAAGUGGAGUCUUCUGGACUAGAUGUUGCUUUGCUUUGUCAGUCAGUUAUUGUCUAGACAAUGUUAAGGACACUUCUGUACACUAAGAUUACUACUAGUAACUUUAUAAACACUUUAGACUUAGAUUUUAUUGUCUGUAAAAUAUUUUCCCUAGUAGAUUAGUUCAAAACUUUUUCACUUUGCAAAAUUAAAAAAAUUUGAUACUUUUCUAGACACUCAUCCAUGUGCAAGUAAGAAUUUAGUAUACCUUGGACUAUAUUGUGUUCGAAAGCUUGAUUUUAAAAAUUUCUAACUUACCAAAAUGUAUUUUAUAGUUUUUUAGUGAAUUUUAGUUUAGGAUUAUUUGGUUUGGGAUUAUACAAUGGUUUCUAAAAAGGUUCUAAAUGUACUUUUUCCAUUUUGUACUAAUUUAUAUGAUGGGCACUCAGCAUUCAUGAUUCAUUUCUGGACAGCUUGGUUCUCUAUACUUUGCAUUCUAAAAUAUUAACUGAAAAUAUUUUGAGACAAGGUAGCUCUGACCUAGAACUCAGUAGACCAGGCUGACCUUGAUUUCAGAGAUUCACCUGCCUUGGUCUCCUGAGUUGCUAGGAUUAAAGGCAUGUGCUACAUUCAGGUAAGAUUUGUAUGUAAAAACAAGCCUCUCAUCUCAUUAGUAUGAAAAUUUGCUUUAAUCCUUAAUAAAUAGUAAAGUUAUGUUUACUAAAGAAUUUUUAAAAUAGAUUUAUUUUUAAGAAUGUUUUAACUUACAGUCAUUUUGUGUCUGUAUGUAUAAAGAGAAGCAAUAUAGUCAGAAGCUGAUUCAUGUGGUGUGAAGAGUAGCCAAAUAAAACUUUGUUUGUGUCACGUUGA
Molecule: messenger RNA, 5657 nt
Organism: Mastomys coucha (southern multimammate mouse)
Lineage: Eukaryota; Metazoa; Chordata; Mammalia; Rodentia; Muridae
Product: zinc finger protein 709-like
Exons: 5
Coding region: 800-3352 (850 amino acids)
Biological process (GO): regulation of DNA-templated transcription
Source: RefSeq, a predicted model, not a curated record